Bombyx mandarina (wild silkworm) is the source of this 498-nucleotide messenger RNA. RefSeq lists its product as uncharacterized. Lineage: Eukaryota; Metazoa; Arthropoda; Insecta; Lepidoptera; Bombycidae. The record is from RefSeq and is a predicted model, not a curated record.
AUGAAAUUGCCAUUUAAUAUAGUUUUGACUCCAAUUUUGAAACCGUAUUUGGGAAAUAUAAAGUCGUAUUGUCAACAAUAUACAUUUGUAAUUAGUUACUAUUAUACUUGCUUCUACGGGACUGUCGGUUUAUUUAUUAGUAUUCAUCACCUAAAAACACAUUUAGGAGAACAGCCGAUGGCGUCGACGGAGAAUAUUUACAAUUUCAUGAUCAUUCACGAUUUGAAGAUCAUAGCGACCUCAAUGGGCUUCAUACAAUAUGUUUGUCUGCUUAUAGGAUGUUUAACAGAGAACCCAGCAUUAUUUCUACCACAUUUAUUCGGGCAGCUUGUCGUAAUAUUCAUUAAAAUAGUGAACGCUUUUUUUUCACUAACAAGAACAAAUUCGAAGUCAUUACGAGGGCUUCUGCACAAAGCACUUAGUAUUUUGAUAAUGACUUUCAAUUGGAUGCAGGAAUUUUGCGUUUUUAGAUUGUUUCUGUGUGUUUGUGAUUUGUGA